Messenger RNA from Effrenium voratum, 1431 nucleotides. Lineage: Eukaryota; Dinophyceae; Suessiales; Symbiodiniaceae. The record is from the annotation of a GenBank genome assembly.
AUGGUUUGCCCGGAGCACCUGGCGGACUUUGAAGGCAGACUGGGGAAAGAUCGGCACGUGCUGCAGCUGCUGCUGCAGAAAUUGGGCUUGGCGCCUCCUGAGGCGUCCUUUGAUGCCUUCCUCUAUCUCCAGGCGCCAGAGUUCCAGGUUUUGAGCUACAACCACAUUCGAGAGGCGACGACGAUGCUGGCUCUGCCAUUCGCUGGUUUGGCGGCGUUGCUGGUGGCUCUCAACUGGCUGCGUGGUUUGGCGGGUUCGCGGGGUUCGCGGAGCCACAAGCAAGGAGCCCGGCUCCUGCAGAUCUUCUUCACUCUGGCAUUGUGCUUGGUGGCGCUCCUGGUGAGCCGCCUGCGGGUGCUGGCCGCGCCCGCGCUGUGCCUGGCUGCAUCGCUAUGUGCAUCUCCUGAUCUGCUCGGUGGCCUGGGGCGGCCGGGAGUGGUGCUCGCCCACGGCAUCGGGCUGCUGCUUCUGUCGCCGUUGCAAGGUGGGGUGGUUUCCCGAGCUCAGCAGGUGAGUGCCAUCCAAGACGACCUGGACAUGCGCGAGCUUGUCGAGUGGGCGAAUGCCACACUGGGCAGGGAGGUGAUUCUGCUGGCCGACAUGACCAUGGCAGCGAAGCUGCGGAUGAUCUCUCCGCACUUGCGCGUGGGGAACCACCCGCAGUACGAGAGCCUGACUUCGCGGCAGCGGAAUCGGGACUACUACAGGACCUUUAGUUGUGCCAGCCCUGCCAGAGUCUUCAAGGCCGUCAACGCUCGGAUGACGCAGGAGGCGGAGCCAAUCGACGCUCACGUGCCCAAGCCAGUGCUGCCCAGCCGAUUCCACGUGACCUUUCAGGAGUACACGCGGGGCAUGCAUCCAUGGGGCAAGGGCGCAACAAAUGCCGGCGCUUUGCACUACGACUUCGAGAAGCUGCGAGCGCUGUGGCGCCACGGCAAGGGCCAAACAGACAACUGGUGCCAGUGCGCAGGCCUGAAGACAGACGAGCAGUGUGAUCUGCUGGCGCUUCCGGAGACGAAGACUCUGGUGGCUCUCUUCAGGACACUAUCGCCUGCUUCCUGCUGCACCAUCGGCAACUGGUCCCAGGGCUUCGGCCCCUUGCGCCCGGAUUGGCUGGUGCAAAGCAACGCCUCCCUGGUGGGCACAAGCAAUGAGGGCAAUCGGACCUGUUAUGAGUGGGCCUCAGAUCAUCCCGGCGAUUGGUUUACAAUGAUUUCAGAUAAUUGGGCCUUGGAUGCCCACGGCAUCCCCUGCACCUAUGAGGACAAGUUCAAGCGCGUCUUCAGGCUGUUGGGCCUGAAGCAUCAGUUAACCUUCGACCUGGCCUCUUACGACACUUCCCCGGAGCCGGACGAGAUGUUCGCGGUGCCGGCAGGAGUGGACUGCUCCAAGAAGUGUCCCAACAAAGAAGGCUGGUGCAAAGGCGGCUGA